GCUCGCCCUCUGCAGACAUACCUCGUCGCUCGCCGGCGUUUACUCUCGUUUUCUUUCCCCAGAGGAUAUCCACUGAAACGGUCGACAAGAUGGUCAAGACUACUUAUGCGCUUACGGUCUUUGCUGCCGUGAGCAUGGCGGCUCCCAUGGCACCAAAUGGCAAUGAUUAUACGGGCGUGGAGCCGAUGCGUCGCGAUGGUUCCGAUACUCUCAUCGGCGCGGGUACAGACUCGGCUCUGAACCAGCUGACACCUAAGCAGAAGGCUGAAGUCGCCGAGGCGUUGAAGAACCAGAAGCCUAGUAUUUUGCACGGAUUGCCCUUGAUCGGCGGUCUUUUCACUGGACCUCUGAAGCGCAGCGUUGAGAAGGAGCUGCACGCUCGCUCUCUGACUGGCGAUUUGAGCCACUUGCCCCUGCUGGGUGAACUAUUCGGUGGUAACCAGGACAAGAACCAGAACAGCAACAAGCCUCUUGGUGACGGCGAUGCCAUGCCCGGCAAAGCUGCCCGUUCAUACCCCGGCCAAAACUACGGUCAGAAUGCCGGACAGAACGCUGGUCAGAAUGCCAGAGAGAACGCCGGUCAAAAUGAAGGCCAGAACGAGGGCCAAAACGAUGGCGAAAAUGAAGGCCAAAACGAGGGCCAGAAUGACAACCAGAACUGGCUGCAGAACUACGCCCAGAACUACGCUCAGAACUUCCGCCGUGACCUGACCAGCGACCUGACGGGCGAGCUGAGCAGCCUGCCCCUCAUUGGCAGCCUUCUCGGUGGUGGUCAAAAAAAGGACGCUACCAAGCGUGACACCGAGGCCAAGCCAGAGAGCCUCGGCCUGCUCUCUUUCGUCAAGCAGCUCACUUCCGGACGCCCCGAGACUAUCAGCCACCGCCGCCGCGAGGUAGGCGAAGAGUCUGACGAAGGCGAUUUCGACUACGAUGCUGAGGACUCGCGCGAUCAUUACAAUGGGCUCGAGGGCCUCGACGCCGCGGCGGAUGCUGCGGACGUUGAUGCCACGCCUGCUGCCGACGUUGAUGCUACGAAUGCUGCCGACGUUGAUGCCACGAAUGCUGCGGACGUUGAUGCCACGAAUGCUGCCGACGUGGAUGCCACGAAUGCUGCCGACGUUGAUGCCACGGAUGCGGCUGAUACUUCGUUGCGGAUGCGCCGUGACUUGCUCGACAUGCUCAAGACCCCGCAACAGGCCGAGCAAGCUCAAAAGCCCGGUCAAGACGCCAAAAAGGCCGCCAAGAGUCCGUUGAAGGAACUCCUCGACGAGAGUGGCCUGGGCGAACUCGUUAAACACAAGGACCACGGUGUUGGUAUCCUGCCGAUGAAUGGCCGUCGUGCUGUGGCUGUUGAGCCUCGAGGAGGUGAGCCUAUUCAGGGAUCCACUCUGCCGGAGGUCCUUUUCAGUGGCGGUGUUUUGGGGAGGCUCAAAAGUAUCUUCGUGCCCAGUGCGCCUGCUCCUGCUCCUGCUGCCGCUGAUCAGUAGGGAUGAUUUGGAGUGGUGGGACCCUUGAAGCGUAGCUUCCCAUUUUUGUUCGAUUGGUGGGAGGCUGUCAACGUGAUAUGAGGAGUGCCGUUGGUGUCGAUGAUGUAUUUAUUGAAGUUCAGUUACAAUAUCAUUUCAUUCGAGUGAAAGAGGCUUAUGGUCAGAUUGAUAAUGCUGCUAUCAUAUAAAGCCUUGGAAGUAUAAAAAGCUCCCCUCAUUCUGCCCAUUUUGUGCAGGGCCUAAGAAUAAUAGAAAGGAAAGCAAGGAAAAAAAAAACACCGGGAUCGUAAAGUCGUCAAGCGCGUUCAGCUAGUUCAACUUGGUGCGAAUAGCCAAGUCAACCAGCGCGGUUGGGGUAUCGAAUCGUGAGAAGCAUCAGCAAAAAAGAGAAAAGGCCGUGUCAAAACCAAAAGAAAAGAAAAGCAAACAACAAAAAGCCAAAGAGGAGAGGUUCGAAGGACGACGCCAAUGCAAUAGUCCAAAUAUGGCUCAGUCAAAGUCCAUGUCCAGGUCGUCCACCUGCACCGUUGAUCCCAAAGCCUGUUUACCUUCUCGGAUCAUUGCCUGGAGUUGCCGGUUCAAUCGCUUGAUACUGGCAUCCUCUUCACGUUCCCUCCGGCGUAUCUGCGCUGCAUGUCGUUGCAUUUCAGCCGAGCCCGGCCCCUCUCUCAAUCGAGGUGAAGGCAGACCGUGAUGUCUCGUAGGCGUAGAAGGCCGCAUCGUCGAAAUGGGUCUUUUGUUCAACUUCGGCAUGACAGCUGGCCGACGGCGGGGGCUGGAUGCCUGAUGAACCCGACGAGGGCGCGCGGAGGGACUGCUGGCCCCAUCACCGAGGAAAGGAUCAGUCGGAUCGGAGGGUAUCACGACCCAGUUACAAUCAAUAUCCUCGUCGGGAUACUGGCCGGGGAUUGGGGUUCGAAAGAUCCGUUCUUUCUCUGCUGGACUCGGCCCGGCCUCCCAGCUGGCGUUGAACGGUGCUGGUGAGCCGGUCUGCAUGUUGUAGCCUUGUCCGCCGCCAGCAUAAAAGCCCCGGAAUGCACCCGACCAGCAGAGAUCGAUGACCUUUCCGACGACGUUGAUCACGGUUCGCCCCCAUCCGACGGCUCUUGUGUUAGGGCUGACAUCCUCAGCGCAUGGUGAGGUGAGGAUGGACUCGCGGCGACUACGCUUGCGACUCGUCCCGUGGAGGUCGCCAUCCAAAGCAUCAACGCUGUUGUCGAGCGAGGGUGGUAGAAAUGACUCGCGGUAUCGGUUGGGACGAUAGUCGAGAUCGGCAGAGUGGAGAAACUGAUCGUGUCCGUUCCUUUUGCUAUAGUCGGCUUGGAGAAGUGGAGAAGCGGAAGCUACUUCGGUCGAGGCCUCGAAUUUGGAGGAGAGUUUUUCGAUAUCGCGACGAGCUCGCUUCCGACUGACAGAUAGCGAGUAAAGUGACGACGAGGCCGAUGCAGAUGCAGGGACUUGGAAGAACUGCGAGUUGGCGCUGGCGAGGUCGAGUUUGGGUGGGGAGGCCGACUGGUGGAAGAGAGCCGGCAUGUCCGGCAUAUUUGGAGGAGUUGAGGGGGUGAGGAGAGGAGAUGAAAGAAAGGAGGUCAGAGAAGUACAGAGGAGAGAUGCAGCAGGGAGUUUGAGAAAAAAGAAGAAGAAUAAAAUGGGAGCGAAAGUCGAAGACAGGGAGAGGAAAGGAAAAAAAGUAACGAGGUUGGGAAACUCGGUCGGGUUAGUUGGAGAAAAACAACAAAGCGUCAUUGGAUAAAGCUGACUCCAGAACUACUUUGUUGAACUAAUGGCUAAUUCAAAAGAAGCCACUGGAAAGUUUUUGAAGCU
Messenger RNA from Penicillium brasilianum, 3311 nucleotides. The record is from the annotation of a GenBank genome assembly. NCBI's taxonomy places the organism in Eukaryota, Fungi, Ascomycota, Eurotiomycetes, Eurotiales, Aspergillaceae.